This is a messenger RNA of Galdieria sulphuraria, 699 nucleotides long. Its product is annotated as cytochrome b5. Bases 83 to 490 code for a protein of 135 amino acids. The transcript has 3 exons. Gene Ontology annotation, molecular function: heme binding. Lineage: Eukaryota; Rhodophyta; Bangiophyceae; Galdieriales; Galdieriaceae. The record is from RefSeq and is a predicted model, not a curated record. Gene Ontology annotation, cellular component: intracellular membrane-bounded organelle; membrane.
GACGAGUGUAUUCCUCUUCAUGGUGGGAAUGAUUGAAGGGUGAGGAGACUAUACAAAGUUUUGUUGAUUGCAAGAGUCGUACAUGAAGGACAACACACACAUUUAUACCAUAGAGCAGAUUGCAAGGCACCAUACUCGUAAAGACUUGUGGGUGAUUGUACACGGCAAAGUAUACAACCUCUCUUCAUUUUUGGAUACGCAUCCUGGUGGUGACGAAAUACUGUUACAAUAUGCAGGUGAUGAUGGUACAUUGGAAUUUGAAAAGGCAGGACAUCCUGAAGAAGCUCAACAAUUAUUGCAAAACUAUUGUAUUGGUUAUGUGACCAGAGACUGUGUUUUAGAAUGUGACGGUUUAUUAAAACAGACUGCAGAGACAAGUAUUUGGAGAAAGUAUUUGCGAACGUUGGCUGCUUCUACUUUGGAUAGUUUCCACUGGUUGUUAUUGCUAGUGGGAAUUAUUUCCGUAUUGUUGCUUUUAUUUCAUUUUUGAAACUACUUUUGGGGAUCUUCUAUUGGAAACUAUGAUGAGGAAUAGUAGAAUGUGGUUGUGAAUUAUCUCUUAUGAAUAUAUACAUACAUUCAUUAUAUAUAUAUAUAUAUAUAUAUACACAUACACACAAAUAUAGAUAUUUAUGUAUAAUAUAGAAAUAGCUUAUGAGAUUAUAUCAUGAUAGAGAUCCAUAUCAAUGAAUGCAGUCU